AUGGCGCGUUCCGCCGCGGCCGAGGCAUGGCGUGCGGACCUGGAGCGGCUGUACGCUGGACGUGAUCAGGGCACGACGUACACAUGGGCGCUCGACGACGGCCAAGAGUCGGCACAUGCAGUGAUGGUCCACGCACGGCUGCAUGGCGUGCUGCGCCGAUGGCUGCUCCGCUCGCCCUGGCCAUGGAAACGCAAGGGGUCGCUGCGGGGCGCACGCGCGGCACGGCUUGUGCGAUGCGUCGUCCGGUGGAUGUAUACCGAUAGAGGAGGGGACUGGAUCGACGAGCUCGGCACGCACCUCGCAGCACCGCGCGAGGAGGUCUGUGCGUCGAUGCAGCCAAUCCACAAGGACCUACUGGAAGCGGCCAGAGGCGCACGGGGCACAGCCAUCGGACAGGGGGUGCAAGUGGAUGCGGAUUUGUACAAGGCGCGGUGCACACCGAAAGCAUCGACGCUCCGCCACGAACCCGCGCGCAUCGUUGCGCAGAUGAUCUAUGCGGCCGACAUCCGUACGGAGCUGCGUGACGCACAAGAGGCACUUGAUCCGACGUUUCUCGAGGCGGCCGAAACUCUAGAUGCGCUGCACGUCCGCGGCGCGUCCAAGUACGUACGCAUGCUCGCAUGGGAGCGGACCACGGCCUACCCCGGCCUCGGCACCCGCGCUGCGGCGCUCGUGGAGAAGGAUGCCGACCUGUUUCCAAUGCUCCUGCCGCUCCUCGCUUCGGAGUAUGUAGCGCAGUGCUGCACGGACCUGGGUGCAUUCUCUGCAGCGCACCGCGACGCAGUGGUCGCUGCCAUCGGCGCGAAUCCAGAUGCGCUCGUCGCGAGCGUUGCAGCACACCCGCAUCCUCCGUACGCCCCCCUUUUUCUGAAGCACUUUGAGGCGGCGGUCGCGACACCGACGUGGAAAGAGCUCGUGCGCAAAGGCGACCGUGCUAUCGUCGCUGUACUUGGCCUCGUAUCGCACGACCUCACCCCGUCGAACGCCGGCGUGCGGUACGAGCAGCUCGUCGGCCACGUCCUCCUUGCUGACGAGCCGCCGUGGCCGAGCGGGUCGGUCUUGGCCUCGCUCGAGGAGCUUCGCGAUACAAUUGUGCGGUACCUCCAGCACCACUGGGUCGCGGUGCGUGCCAUGCACGGAUUUGAGCCACUGGCCAACUGGUGCAUCAAAGAGCUGAGCGCCGCGCUCGACGUCGAUGCGCACGCGCUACGCGAGCAUUCCAAGCCGAGCAACCCCCAAGUGUCGGCGCGCUCCUCCGUCUUUGCCAUGACGUCGGCCGGCCUCGGCGAUCGCGGCGCGGAGCGCGACCCACCCGAGCUGCGCCGCGGCCCCUGGUGA
Malassezia japonica is the source of this 1338-nucleotide messenger RNA. RefSeq lists its product as uncharacterized. NCBI's taxonomy places the organism in Eukaryota, Fungi, Basidiomycota, Malasseziomycetes, Malasseziales, Malasseziaceae. The record is from RefSeq and is a predicted model, not a curated record. The coding region runs from base 1 to 1338 and encodes 445 amino acids. The transcript is spliced from 3 exons.